This is a messenger RNA of Chondrus crispus (carragheen), 2294 nucleotides long. RefSeq lists its product as hypothetical. Lineage: Eukaryota; Rhodophyta; Florideophyceae; Gigartinales; Gigartinaceae. Bases 1 to 2187 code for a protein of 728 amino acids. Gene Ontology annotation, molecular function: ATP hydrolysis activity; copper ion binding; P-type divalent copper transporter activity. Gene Ontology annotation, cellular component: membrane. The record is from RefSeq and is a predicted model, not a curated record. The transcript is spliced from 2 exons. Gene Ontology annotation, biological process: monoatomic cation transport; copper ion homeostasis.
AUGAGGUUCCGUAUGGGCCAAGUGCAGUGGGUCCACUUUGCCCUAGCAACGCCCGUCCAGUUUAUCUGUGGACGAGGAUUUUACCGCUCGAGCUACUAUGCGUUGAAGAAGCGACGGGCAACGAUGGACGUUUUGGUCGCCCUCUCCACCUCCAUUGCAUAUUUUUCCAGCGUGGUCGUAGUUUUGAGCGGCCAAGGAUUGAGCGGUGACAUGUCUCUGGGUCACGCGGCCAUGUUCAAUGUCUCGGCGAUGAUUAUCACAAUGGUAUUGGCUGGCAAAUGGCUCGAAGCAACCGCCAAGCGGAGAGCAGCAGCUGGAGUGGCCGCGUUGUCAGCCCUCUCACCUGACAAUGCAAUUUUAUACGACGUGCGGGAGGGUGUCUCCUGUCACACGGAAGUGCCUGUGAGUGUCAUCAAUGUCGGUGACAUUGUUCGCCUCUUUCCAGGGGAUCGCGUGUCCACCGAUGGUCAAGUCAUUGACGGAAUGUCUGCAGUUGACGAAUCCAUGCUCACGGGAGAAAGCAACCCCGUGCCGAAGAGAAAGGGCGACUUUGUCUAUGGCGGCACUGUCAACGGAGGUGGAUCCAUGCUGGUCCGCACAUCCGCCGUGGGUGAGGAAGCCGUCCUGUCUCAGAUCGUCAAAUUGGUGAAUGACGCACAAACUUCAAGAGCACCGAUCGAGGCAUUUGCCGACCGCGUCUCUGCAGUCUUUGUACCCACCGUCGUCACCAUAUCUCUCCUCGUGUUUGUAGGAUGGUACAGCGCCGCAGUAUUUAACUGGAUUCCCAGGGAAUGGUGGGCUGCUGAGGGGCGCUUCUUUUUCGCCCUCUUAUUCGCUCUGGAGACUAUGGUUAUCGCUUGCCCAUGCGCGCUCGGGCUGGCCACGCCAACAGCCGUGAUGGUUUCGUCGGAAGUUGGAACGCGCAUGGGCGUACUUUUCAGAGGUGGCGGUGCAGCCUUGGAAGCGGCCAAAGGCGUCAAGACGGUACUAUUCGACAAGACGGGAACUCUCACAAUGGGCAAGCCCGAGGUUGCCGCCGUGCUUGUUGGGGAAGAAGGCGCAAACGCUGUGGAACAGGCAUCCGUUAUUCUCUCUGACUUGAUCUACGCCGUAGAAUCUGAAUCGCAUCACCCCUUGGCUUCCGCCAUCACAAGUUAUUUAAGGGGUAAGAGCGGUGAACAAGUGAGUGCCGGCAGCUUCGCAUACAAAAUUUCUGAGCUUGAAGAGUUGCCUGGGCGCGGGGUUAAGGCGGUUGUGAACAAAGGAGAGUAUUCUGUCCGAGUUGGAUCUCGGGCCUGGGCAUUUGGUGAGAAGGGUGAUCUGGAAAGACAACUGUUGACGGCAUCAGAGCUUGCACAGAUUGACAGGAUGGAGCGUGAGGAUGGGCUUACUGUGGUUGCGGCGGUUGUGAACAGCUCCCUAGUUGCAAUCUACGGUUUGGAGGACACUGUCCGACCGGAAGCGGAGGCUGUUGUGUCAUACCUCAAGUCUGAGCUUUCAGUCGCGUGCCACAUCGUCACCGGAGACUCCGAGGAGACAGGACGUGCAAUAGCGCGUAGAGUUGGAAUCCCAACAAACAAUCUGCGGUCGAGAGCAAUGCCAUGGACAAAGAUUGAUGUGGUCAAAUCGCUUCCGGAGGGAAGUGGAUGUUUUGUGGGUGAUGGCAUCAAUGAUGCACCGGCAUUGGCGGCAUCAUCUCUAGGGAUCGCGAUUGGCGCAGGGGCACCCGUAGCCGCCGAGAGCGCGGCUGUGGUUCUCGUGAGGUCCGACCUGCGUGGUGUGGUGAAUGCACUUGCAUUGGCACGGGCUACGUUCAGACGGGUCCGCAUCAACUUCGUGUGGGCAAUAGGGUACAACAUUUUAGGAAUUCCUUUGGCUGCCGGCGUCUUGUACCCGUUCUUCCAAAUACGUGUACCACCGCUUGUGGCGUCUGGAGCGAUGGCUCUAUCCUCAACAUGCGUGGUUCUGUCAUCGCUGGCGCUCCAAUGGUUUAAACCGCCAAAUCUCGACACGGCUCCGAGGUCAAACGGUGCAGAAAUGUAUGGGAUUAGCACGCGACGGGAAGCAUUCACCAUUUGGGAGGAGGCAGAUGAAGGAAGCGAUUUAGUGGCUGCGAGCAGCGCCGGGUCAGACGCAUCGUGGCGAGCUGUCGAAACCCCACUGCUUGAUGGAGAGAUGGCGGUCUAGUGUCUAGACGACAAGCGAUUUGACCUCAUAUGAGGUCAGUCAUGGCCUCAUAUGAGGCCAGUUGUUUUUUGCAAAAAUAUAUAUAAAUUAAAUCGAAACUUUAAAAA